Messenger RNA from Lolium rigidum, 1508 nucleotides. RefSeq names its product skin secretory protein xP2-like. NCBI's taxonomy places the organism in Eukaryota, Viridiplantae, Streptophyta, Magnoliopsida, Poales, Poaceae. Bases 49 to 792 code for a protein of 247 amino acids. The record is from RefSeq and is a predicted model, not a curated record. The transcript has a single exon.
CUUCCCCCUCCCACAAAUCUCCUCUCAUCCCGUUAGGGUUAGGUCCCCAUGGCGACGGCGGUGCUCAGAUCCCACGACGCGCUCGCCAACACGAUGCACCUCGACGCCUUCGCCGCGUCCCCCAUCAAGCCCCGCCGCCGGCGCCACGCCAAGGCCGGCUCGCCGCCGCCCAAGACGGCGGUUCCGGCCGUUAGCUCGUCGCCGCCCAAGCAGGCGCAGGCGCCCGUUGCGUCGUCGCCUCCCAAGGCCCCGGCCGCGGGCCGCCGGUCCCCGCCCGCGAAGCCCGCCCGCAAGCAGCCGUCCCCGUCCAAGGAGGCCCCCGCCAAGCCGCCGCAGAUGGUGGUCCGGAUCCUGAAGCGCGGCGAGGAGCCACCGGCUCCCGCUCCGGUUCCCGCCCCUGUACAGCCCAAGGCGCAAGCCCCGCCGGCGGACAGGCGCGUGCGGUCGCCUUCCCCUCCAUCAGCGGCCCCCGUCCAGGCCCGGGCGCAAGCCCCGCCGGCCGACAGGCGCGUGCGGUCUCCUUCCCCCGCCUCACCACCCGUCCCGGCCCGUGCGCCGCGUGUGCUCGGCUUCACCGCCCGGAUCGGGCCCCAGGCGCCGGCCGUCGUGCCCACCAAGAGGAUGGUCUCCGUCGCCGCUGUUGCCGCCAACGCGGCGACCUACGCCGGCCCGGCCUUCUCCGUCGCGGCCCCGGAGCCGAGCUCCCUCCCUGUCCCCGGGUUCCUGCAGCGCGCCGAGGAAGAGGCCACCCGCGGCCUCCGCUGCCUCCUCCGCAUCGGCGAGCUCUCAUGAUACCGGCGGCUCCCCCUGCAGUCGCAGCAUCUGCGUGUGCGCCGCUCCCCUCUUCAGGCCACGACGCUUCUACUCCCUCUCUCUCUCUACCUCGUCUCCACUGAAGGAAGAAUUCGAGGUGGUAAAUCUCCGGAUGGAUUGGUGGUUGGAUGGUUGGUGGAUCCGGUGGUGGUAAGCUUAUGUUAUCUGGAUCAGAUCCCGGCGACGUUCCCAUCAAGCCCCUCGGUAUUUUUUCAGAGGCAGGUUUGAUAACGGAUCGCCGGUGGUAGGAUUUGGUCCAUGUUGCUUAGGUUCACACGUUGCUGCUCUUCGCUGUUUGGUUCGCUCGCCUCUGAUGUCGUUGUUAGGUAGUAGAGGAUUAAUUGUUCAGGGUUGGUGGUGGCUUCUCGGUUCUCUUCUGAAGAAUAGGUGAUCUUUUAGGCACUGAGUAUGUUUAGUGUAAUGAUCGAAGGUUCUGGUGUGUGAUUCCAAGGUCAAUAAGUUUAAGAGUAGUAUUCAUAUUAAGAAUUAAGUUAUGUAUAGUUGCGUCAGCUGGGCUACGUGUAGUUCAUUUAGCAACUGAGAGAUAUGAGAGUAGUUGCUUCAGCUAAACCAUGUGUAGUUGAUUUAGCAACUGAGCUAUGAUGUUCUAGUAUCGUUCAUGGUCCUAUGUAAAGUUUGUGUCUGUAUCAGUCGCUCCAUAGUCGUCAAAUAAUAAAUCAGUGGUAGUUUAAUUA